AUGACUCCACAGCCGCCACCCAUCCACCCUUCACCAUGGCAGCCGUUGCCACUGCCUCUAUCACACAUAGAGUUGGAGGGUAUGCUGGAUGCAAAUGAGCCGACACAAUGGAUGCAAGAGGAUAACUCUUUUAAUACUAAUACUGGCUACGAAUUCCAACCAUUUCCCUCAGACAUCAGUGAUUUGGAAUGGUCGCAAUGGACAAACUAUGAGUCACACUUCAUACCAAGCGCUGAUGCACAAGCACAACCUGGACAUCAAGAUCAUGAAGAAUUAAAGGUUUCAGGAAAUACAUAUGAUCCUGCUCUGCCUUUAGCAAGGGAAUAUGUUGACCCAUCCCUGUCGCAACGAAGUCUCACCAAUGUUUCCCAGUGGCUUGACGGGGCAUAUCGUCCUCCUGUAUCAUGUGCUCAUUGUCGCAGACAUCGGCUACAAUGUCUGAUAAUUCGCACUGGCCCCGCCAACCCAAACCCCAAAAAUGCCUGCUCAAGCUGCGUGGCCCUUUUUCGGGAAUGCAGCUUGGCAAAGGGAGAGAAACGACUCCCGUCGGGCUUUGAGACUUUCUCUCCGGUCUUAGGUCAUCUCCACGGUGUACCGGAAGAUGGAAACCCAUUACCCGCUACCAAUACAUGCAUGGACGAUUGCGAUGACCGAAAAGAACCUAAACAGUUUCUGAGAAAAGGAGCUAGAGUUCUCCGCGAGUGGUUCUAUCAACAUCAAGAAUAUCCUUAUCCAACAGAUGCACAAAAGAAUCAAAUGGCAAACGAGACUGGCUUCUCCCAAAAGCGCAUAUCAACCUGGUUUGCAAAUGCUCGCCGCCGUCAAAAGCAAAAGAUCCAGACUGCAGGUCUUUCUUCAACAUCCCGUACUCGCUCAGGCUCCCCCAUGGUCACCAGCACGCUGUCAUCCCUGACUCCCAUGGAGCGAUGGCAGGCAUCCCCACCAGAUGAGGAACCUGUUCCAGAAGCGGCAAUUCAGAAUGCCCUUGCCUCUGGCUCGAUAGAGUCGGACGAUAGCAUUGACCCAUUCCAGCUCGAUGGGUCUACCAUGGAUUUCUUCAAUUUCGAUGAGAGCUCGUCACAUUUGGCGUCCUCGGUAUCGAGUAUUGGAAGCAAAGCGUCUGAGACAUCUGAUAGCGCCUCUUCAGCAUGGAGCUACCAUUCCUCAGCAGAUACCGGGCUGCCAUUCCCACUACUCCCCAAACAAACCAAACCCAAACGCAUCCGAGGACGGCAACGCGCAGCAGUAGAUCAUCAUUACCAGUGCACAUUCUGUACGCAGUCUUUUAAAAAGAAACACGACUGGGCCCGCCACGAGAAAAGUGUCCAUCUCACCCUUGACUCCUGGGUCUGCACUCCAAAUCUCAGCGAAGUCCAACAAGCGUUCGACCUCCAGUUUUCUGAAUGUCCCUUCUGCGAUGUCCUUUUCCCAACGCCCGCCCAUUUGGAAGAGCAUGAAUUCCAAGUCUGUGCCAAUAAGCCUGCUCAAGAGCGAUCGUUCAGUCGAAAGGAUUAUCUCUGGCAGCAUCUGCGAAAAUUCCACAGUUGCACGAAAGCCCCCGUGGCUGACCUUGAAGCCUGGCGCGGAUCGGUCGCUAACGUCGAAAGCCGCUGUGGAUUCUGUGGAUGCUCACUGUCUACCUGGUCAGCUCGGGCAGAGCAUCUGGCGGGUCAUUACAAGAAAGGAUCUCGUAUGGAUCAAUGGGAAGGUGAUUGGGGUUUGGAUGCAUCUAUUUUGAGUGUUUUACGCAACGCGGUCCCACCCUCUCAGCAGGCCAUCAUAAACAUGUCUGCUUAG
This is a messenger RNA of Penicillium vulpinum, 1797 nucleotides long. RefSeq names its product homeobox domain-containing protein. Bases 1 to 1797 code for a protein of 598 amino acids. The record is from RefSeq and is a predicted model, not a curated record. Lineage: Eukaryota; Fungi; Ascomycota; Eurotiomycetes; Eurotiales; Aspergillaceae. Gene Ontology annotation, molecular function: DNA binding. The transcript has a single exon. Gene Ontology annotation, biological process: regulation of DNA-templated transcription.